Molecule: messenger RNA, 228 nt
Organism: Eimeria mitis
Lineage: Eukaryota; Apicomplexa; Conoidasida; Eucoccidiorida; Eimeriidae
Exons: 4
Coding region: 1-228 (75 amino acids)
Source: RefSeq, a predicted model, not a curated record
AUGUUGUUCGCUCUACGGUAUAGAUCGUUUGGUAUAGAUCGUUUGGUGAGUUCCGAUAGACCCCAGGCGAUUGAGUGUUCUGUCUUGGUGCUGCAGCAGCUGCUGGGUGGGGGAAAGCUGCUGCGGCUCUCUCAGCUGCAGCAGCAGCAGCAGCAGCAGCAGCAGCAGCAGCAGCAGCAGCGGAUGCUGCCGCUUAUCGAAGAAGAAGAUGAGUUGCAGCUUGCAUAG